Messenger RNA from Sapajus apella (tufted capuchin), 1581 nucleotides. RefSeq names its product Ras suppressor protein 1 (gene RSU1). Gene Ontology annotation, molecular function: protein binding. The record is from RefSeq and is a predicted model, not a curated record. Bases 231 to 1064 code for a protein of 277 amino acids. The transcript has 9 exons. NCBI's taxonomy places the organism in Eukaryota, Metazoa, Chordata, Mammalia, Primates, Cebidae.
UGGAGCCUGGCCCGGGAGACACGUCUAGCUAGCUGUUCUCCUAAUUUGGGUAGGGUCGGGCGUGGAGCUGGCAGCGGCGCGGUGUGCGCCUGCGCGGGGCGGCGAGCCAGGGCGUGUUCGCUGUUCGGUGCCGGUGUUGCCAGGACCCAGGGCAUCUCCCGCCGCUGGAGUGCGUCCUGCCGAAGCCUGUGGUUGCACACCCACCCUCAUAGGGGCUGCUCUCCGCGACCAUGUCCAAGUCUCUGAAGAAGUUGGUGGAGGAGAGCCGGGAGAAGAACCAGCCCGAAGUGGACAUGAGUGACCGGGGCAUCUCCAACAUGCUGGAUGUCAACGGCCUGUUUUCCUUACCCCAUAUCACACAACUGGUCCUCAGCCAUAACAAGCUAACAACAGUGCCACCGAACAUAGCAGAACUGAAGAAUUUGGAAGUGCUCAACUUUUUUAAUAACCAGAUCGAGGAGCUGCCUACACAGAUCAGCAGCCUUCAAAAGCUCAAACACCUGAACCUUGGCAUGAACAGGCUGAACACGUUGCCACGAGGCUUCGGCUCCCUGCCAGCUCUCGAGGUUCUGGACUUGACUUACAACAACUUGAACGAAAAUUCUCUUCCGGGAAACUUCUUCUACCUGACCACCCUGCGUGCACUCUAUCUAAGUGACAACGAUUUUGAAAUCCUGCCGCCAGACAUCGGGAAGCUCACAAAGUUGCAGAUACUCAGCCUUAGGGAUAACGACCUGAUCUCGCUGCCUAAGGAAAUCGGGGAGCUUACCCAGCUUAAAGAGCUCCACAUUCAGGGGAACCGCCUCACCGUUCUGCCCCCAGAACUAGGAAACUUGGAUUUAACUGGUCAGAAGCAGGUAUUCAAAGCCGAGAACAAUCCCUGGGUGACCCCCAUUGCCGACCAGUUCCAGCUUGGAGUGUCCCAUGUUUUUGAGUAUAUCCGUUCUGAAACAUACAAAUACCUCUACGGCAGACACAUGCAGGCCAACCCAGAGCCACCAAAGAAGAAUAAUGACAAAUCGAAAAAGAUCAGCCGGAAACCGCUGGCGGCCAAGAACAGAUAAGGAAGGGGUUGGCAUCAGGUGGCCUUCCAGCACCUUCUCUCUCCAACACUUCAUUCUCUCUUGCUCUGUCUCUCAAACGCAAUGCGUGUGUGGCCUUUUUUGUAUUUCUUUUCACUCUAAUGCUUCCCACCUUACAUUUUAGAUUCUUCUGGUAGGUGGGAGAUUGUUAUAAGGUCUUUAAACCGUUCCCAUUUGCUCCUUUUAAAUUACCAAAAGCAUAGAACAAAGCUCUUAUUCAACUGCAAAUUCCAUAGUGGGCACAGGCUUUUCUUGAAUAGACAUCACAAGGUUGGUUAUUAUCCAAAGAAUAAUUAAAGUCACGUAACCAUUUAAAUGUCACUGUUAAUACUUUUCACUCUUUCUGUUGAUUCACAUAACUCAUUAUUUUGCUUCAUUAAAACUCUUCCUUCACCAAGAUAUGUUAAUUUCACUUACAAAUGAUAUUUUAGUAAAAUCUUGCAUUUGUAUCACAUGUUACUUAUUGACCUGAAAUAAAGAACAGUCUGAUCAUGGGGUA